This is a messenger RNA of Nerophis lumbriciformis (worm pipefish), 1731 nucleotides long. NCBI's taxonomy places the organism in Eukaryota, Metazoa, Chordata, Actinopteri, Syngnathiformes, Syngnathidae. The record is from RefSeq and is a predicted model, not a curated record.
AUGGGGAGGAAAAAGAUACAGAUUCAGAGGAUCACCGAUGAGCGCAACAGACAGGUGACUUUCACCAAGAGGAAGUUCGGCCUGAUGAAGAAGGCGUACGAGCUGAGCGUGCUGUGCGACUGCGAGAUCGCCCUAAUCAUCUUCAACCACUCGAACAAGCUCUUCCAGUACGCCAGCACCGACAUGGACAAGGUGCUGCUCAAGUACACCGAGUACAACGAGCCACACGAGAGCCGGACCAACGCCGACAUCAUUGAGACAUUGCGAAAGAAAAGCUUUAACGGCUGCAACAGCCCCGAGCCGGACUGCGACGACUCCAUCGACCAAAGCCCGCUAAACGAGGACAAAUACCGCGGCAAGACGGACGACCUGGACAACCUGUUCAAGCGCUACGGCGCUCUGAACAAGAAAGAGCACCGGGACUCUGAGAGCCCGGACCCCGAAGAGCCCUUCUCGCUCACGCCGCGCACUGAGGAGAAGUACAAAAAAAUUGACGAGGAGUUUGAUAAAAUGAUGCGCAACUAUAGGCUGUCACCAACCUACUCAAUGCCCGUCACUGUGCCGGUGUCCAAUCCGAGCGCCCCGCCGCCGCAACCGGCCACCCUCCAGUUCAGCAACAACCCGGGCGGCGCCCUGGUUACCACCACUUCUUUUGUCAACGCCGCACUGUCAGACCCCCGCCUGCUGUCGCCGCAGCAACCCAACCUGCAGAGGAACAGCGUGUCGCCGGGACUGCCGCAGCGACCCGCCAGCGCAGGCGCCCUCCUCGUAGGAGAUUUGGGAAACUCCAACGGAGCGUGCCCGAGUCCAGUCCCUAAUGGCUACAUUAGCGCCCGGGCCUCGCCGGGCCUGCUGUCCAUCUCCAACGGCAACAACAGCAACUUGGUCAAGGUGGUCCCGGCCAAGUCUCCACCUCCUCCCAGUCCUCAGAUGAUCAGCGCUCGCAAGCCGGACCUCCGGGUCAUCACCUCGCAUGGUGGCAAGAGCCUCAUGCAGCUGACCGAAGAAGAAUUGGAGCUGGUCACCGAGAAUGCCCAGCGGCUCGGCGGCUCCCAGGUGUCGCAGCCCCUCACCACCCCUGUGGUUUCCGUGGCGACGCCCAGCCUCCUGGCGCCCUUCUCCGCCAUGCAGACAGGCUAUAACACUGAGUACCAGCUGACGAGCGCCGACCUGACGGCCCUGCAGACGUUCACGCCGGCGGGCCUGGUGCCCGCUAACAUGGCUGCCUGGCAACAGCAACAGCAGCCGGCCGUUGCCCAGCAACAGACGGCGCCGCCCAUCGGACUGGCCUCGCUCACCAAUCUUGUGCCGAUGGCCCCCCUCCCUCAGGGCACAGCGCUGACCAUCAACACCAACCCUCACGUCAACAUCAAAUCCGAGCCCGUGUCGCCCAACCGGGACCGCAGCACCCCUUGUCCCGCUUUGGGCGGCUCCGGUGGCGGCGGAAUUCAAAUCCACGGGCAAGCCGCCCCGUCGUACACCCCCAUUUUACGCCCCGAAGCGGGAGGUCAAGGCCGUUCUCCAGUCGACAGCCUGAGCAGCAACGCCAGCUCGUACGACGGCAGCGACCGGGACGACGCCGGUCGGGGCGGCGGCGGGGGUCCAGACUUCCACCUGCACCAACAGGCCGGCGCCCAGCAGCCCACCAUGCUGCUUCUGCGGCCCGCUUCGGCCGAACCUCCGGAGCAGGACAACGUGAAGAGGAUGAGGUUGGACGCGUGGGUCACAUGA